Messenger RNA from Zeugodacus cucurbitae (melon fly), 1546 nucleotides. It is a transcript of the gene Csas, whose product is annotated as N-acylneuraminate cytidylyltransferase. The coding region runs from base 710 to 1471 and encodes 253 amino acids. Gene Ontology annotation, molecular function: N-acylneuraminate cytidylyltransferase activity. Lineage: Eukaryota; Metazoa; Arthropoda; Insecta; Diptera; Tephritidae. The transcript is spliced from 5 exons. The record is from RefSeq and is a predicted model, not a curated record.
GUCAACGGAGUUAGCUAAAACCGUAGACAUAUAAAAAAAUAUUCCAUGGGUUAUAUCCUGCAUGAAAUAUUGAGCUUGAGAAAUCAGUUUUUCUGUCCCGUUUAGUGACUCGUUGAAGCUUGUAUCCGAGGUACCCAUCAGAGAUCCAGGAAUCCAUUCCCUCAGCCCACGGGCCAACAUAAUCGGAACGAACCAGACUGAGAACUAUUAACUCGGCAAAAUUGUUUACCAAAUAUUUGGUUAAUGUUUCCUGCAACUACAACAAUAACCACGGAGGCCACUAAAUAGGCUAAACAAUGGGGUACUCUUGAUGAACCUGAUGCGACGAAGCCUGAGACUCAUCUUUCGGAAACUGUACUCUGGAGUUCAUGAGAUCUGCUGUACUGCUGUACUUCAACUACUAAAAACUGAUUUCAAUUGACGAAAACAAAAUAGUUUUUUAGUUAUUACAACGCGUUGGUACAACCUCCACCGUCGUCACGGUCAAGUUAAUGAAAUUAUGACACAAGGUGCUGCACCAUUCUCCAAAUCUUGCCUCGUGCGAUUUAUUUUUGUUGACUCUCAUCCGACCACCCUUGUAUUUACGCUGCGCCACAAUCUAAAUUAACCAUUCUUGCUUUAAUAUAACGUUUAACGUUAAUUUAAUCCAAUAAUCUGAAUCAGAAGUGUGCAGCUUCUCGUGGCAAGUGUUAAACUUUCGACAAGUGAAAUGUCUACUUUACAUUUUUUGCUAUUUUUUUACCUACAAGGAUAUGCACUGAGUUUAAGCCCUGAGCAGGAAGUAGAUGCUUUGAUACUGGCACGAGGUGGUUCCAAAGGUAUACCAAAUAAAAAUCUGAAAGAACUCGGUGGAAUUUCAUUACUAGCACGUACGAUAACUGUAUUAAAUAGCUCAGACUUAUUUCAACACAUUUGGGUAUCGACGGACAGUGAUGCAAUAGUAGAGGAAGCUACUAAAUUUGGUGCGCUGGUACACAGGAGAGACCCAAUCUAUGCUCAGGACAAUACUUCAUCCUUGGAAUCCGUUAAGGAAUUCCUACAAAAACACGAAAAUAUCAAUAGAUUCGCGUUAUUCCAAUGUACUUCCAUAUUUUUGAAAAAUCAAUACAUAAAGGAUGCUCUGAACCGAUUUAAGACGAAGGAUUGCGUUUUUGCCGUUACCAGAUCGUAUAAAUUGCGUUGGCAAAUCCAAGCAGAAGAAGCUGUAGUGCCAUUAAAUUUCGAUCCAGCUCGCAGACCACGGCGACAAGAUUGGUCAGGUGAAUUGAUUGAAACAGGAAUGUUUUAUUUUUCCACAAGGCACUUGAUAGAGGUGGAACAGAGAUUUCAAAAUGACAAAUGUGGUGUAGUGGAAAUCGACGCAGCUGACGCAAUGGAGAUCGACACAUACACGGACCUUUUAAUGGCCGAAUGUCUGAUGCAAAACAAAAUGAGUUGUAAAAAUUCAACAACCAAUCCAAAUCUGCAUUGAGCAUAUUAGACAAAUACUAAUAAAAAAUAAAUGAAAAGCCAAAUCAACUCAUUUGAGUACUAUAAAAUAUUUAAA